Penicillium brevicompactum is the source of this 804-nucleotide messenger RNA. RefSeq lists its product as uncharacterized. The transcript has 2 exons. The record is from RefSeq and is a predicted model, not a curated record. Lineage: Eukaryota; Fungi; Ascomycota; Eurotiomycetes; Eurotiales; Aspergillaceae. The coding region runs from base 1 to 804 and encodes 267 amino acids.
AUGACCGUCGAGCCGCUACGCGGCUCAUGCUCUUGUGGCCGUAAUGAAUAUCAGAUCAACAUUCCGGAGGAUGUGACGGACCACGCGGAGGUUUACUUUGACAGCAGCCGAGACAACCGUCGAUUCCACGGCACACCUCUUUCAGCGUGGCUACGUGUACCUCUUGACUGGUACCAAUCCACCACUCGCUCAUUCUACGAGGACGAAACACACUCCUCUAUUCGUCGUAGUUUCUCGCCCCGCCAUGCACCCAACACCAAGCGCGUGUUCUGUGGUUUCUGCGGUACACCUCUGACGUUCUGGACCGAGGACCCGCAUGAUGAAUCCGACUUUAUGUCCGUCGCAAUCGGCAGUCUUCUUGUUGAGGAUCAGCGGGUACUCGAUGAUCUCGGUCUGCUUCCUGAAGACUUCGACGAAGAUGCUCCCCACGCCGGUGUUUCAACCUCGUCAGAUCUGGCACCCGCUCAAACCGAUUCUUCGGUGAUCGUUCCAUCGUUUGAAACCUCAUCGGAAUUCCCGGAUAUCUCGAGGAGCUUACAGCGAGGUCGAACUGGCGGGAUUCCCUGGUUCGAAGAAAUGAUGGAGGGAAGCCGCUUGGGUCGCUUGAUGCGCUCGCGACGCGGGAUGGGAAUCAGUGACGAUCAAUCGACCUCAAUACAGUGGGAAUUCAGUGAAUGGCAUGAUGACGGAACAGGCGGGGUGGUGCAACAAGAUUCGGACUCGGGUGGACGGCCGAGGGGAAAGAGAAAGCGUGUGGCGCAAGCCGAUACUGAGAACAAGUCGCCUUCGAAACGAGCUGAGUAG